This is a messenger RNA of Miscanthus lutarioriparius, 1575 nucleotides long. NCBI's taxonomy places the organism in Eukaryota, Viridiplantae, Streptophyta, Magnoliopsida, Poales, Poaceae. The record is from the annotation of a GenBank genome assembly.
AUGGCCAUGGCCUCCCCCGCUUUCCUCCUGCCAUCACUGUUCCCCAAGCCCACUCCCCUCGCCGCGUCGCUCCACUGCAGCCUCCCACGCGCCCUCCACCUCCGCUGCUCGCCCAACGGCGCCGCCGUGCCGGAAUCCCCUGAACCUGCCUCUCGCCGCGGCCGCAAAAAGUCACCGUCCCCGUCGGCGCCAAAGGCGAAGGCCACGAGGCGGAGAAUCAAGAAGGCGGACCAGGAUCCCGACUCGGAGGGCGCGGAGGAGCCGGCGAAGCGGACCAACCGCCGGACAAGGAAGUCCAAGGAAGAGGCCAAACAGGAGGAGGUGGCCCAGGCGGCGAGCCACGGAACGGAGCAGACGAUUCAAGAGGCCAACGAAGAGGAGUAUGCGGUAGAAGCGGAGAGCAACUACGAUGACGACGAGGAUUUUGCAAACGAGUGGCCGCCGCUGGUGUGCUGCUUCGGCGCGCCGCGGUGGGAGUUCGUGCCCACGGUGCGGGUGUCGGACCGCCAGAUGCAUCCCGACAUGUACUCCACGUGGAGGCACCUGCAAUGGGAGCCGCCCGAGUUCGCGCGCGCGCCGGGGAGCGCGGCGAGCAACGUGGCCAUUGCGCUCACCCGGCUCGGCGGGCGCGCCGCGGUGCUGGGCAAGGUCGGCGACGACGACUUCGGCCGCGAGCUUGUGUACCGCAUGAACUGCGAGCGGGUACAGACACGUGCCAUCAAGUUCGACGGCAAAGCGGCCACCGCCGCGGCGCGCAUGAAGGUGAGCUUCCGGGACCGGGAGGACGGCAAGGGCGGCACGAAACUUGUAGCCGAGACGGUGAAGAGUGCCGCCGAGGACUCCCUCCGCAAGACUGAGAUCAAUGUAGAUGUGUUGAAAGAGGCUAGAAUGUUCCAUUUCAAUUCAGAAGUCCUGUUAAACCCUUCAAUGCACGACACACUCUUCAGAGCUAUUGAGCUGUCCAAGAAAUUUGGAAGCAAAGUGUUCUUCGAUCUCAAUUUGCCAUUGCCAUUGUGGACUUCCAGGGAUAAAACAAAGGAGGUGAUAAACAGGGCAUGGAAAGAGGCUGAUAUCAUAGAGGUAUCAAGGGAUGAGCUGGAAUUCCUCCUUGAUCAUGAGUACUAUGUGUACAAGAGAAACACCCCACCUCAGUAUUAUCUGGAAGGAUUUCAUUUUACAAGAAACUGGCCACAGUACUACCACUACAGCCCUGAAGAGAUCGCUCCUAUUUGGCAUGAUGGUAUAAAGAUCUUGCUUGUGACCUAUGGGACACUUCGGAUCCACUAUUACACACCUAAGUUUCAUGGCUGUGUGGUUGGGACAGAGGAUGCACUCAUAACUCCAUACACCACUGACCGAACAGGUUCAGGGGAUGCUAUUGUGGCUGCUGCUAUUAGGAAGCUGACAACUUGUCCUGAAAUGUAUGAAGACCAGGAUACAUUGGAGAGGCAACUGAGAUUUGCCGUUGCCGCUGGAAUCAUAUCACAAUGGACAAUUGGUGCUGUGCGAGGGUUUCCCACUGAGAGUGCUGCCCAGAACCUGAAGGAAGAAGUCUAUGUGCCUUCUAUGUGGUGA